AGUGUAGGUUUGAUUCCGGAGGUGUUCUCUGGACCAAAAUUUUGUUGAAAAACGAUAAAUAAAUUGUAGCAUCCAAAACUUUAUCUAUGCAUUAUUCUUUUGAAUACGAUUGAGUUACUCAAUACAAAUUGCAGUCAUGUCCCUUUCAAAGAGAGAGUAUGAGGACUACAAAGCAGCAGUAGAGAAAAUGGUCUACAAAUACGUGACUCGUGAUAGGUCAAGUAUUGUUUCAGCCAUUGCUCAUGCAGUUGACUCAGGAUGUGACAAGAGAAAAGUGGAAGAUAAGCUAAUGGGUUAUGUUGAUAAGAGUUUAGCAUACAAAUUAGCUGAAAAGGCAUUUAUUGUAUUAGAAGACAUUGGGGCCAAAGUCAAGAGUUCAUCCUCUCGCAAGCGCACACACAAAGAUGAAAAUGAUCGGGAGAAAGACAGCAAGAGAGCCAGGGUCAAGGAGGAGAAAGAGCCACCCCCUGAGAGCAAGCAGCCCCCACCACCACCUGCCACAGCUCCCAAUAACACAGUCAGCCCUGGCCAGAUCCAGGCUCAGCAGAUUAAGGAUAUUAUGGCCAAGGCACAGGCAGUUAUUGAGGAAAGAAAAAAGGCAAUGGCAAAUCUGCAUCCAGUGGAGCCAAAACCUGCAACCAAUGGAGCAGCUGUACCCUUGAUCAACCAAGCUACCCCAGCAGUCUUAGCAGCUGUUGGGAGCAGUGAUGUGAGUUCUCGCAUUGCUGAACUACAAGCACGCAUUCAAGCACAACUAGGUAAUGUGUCUGCAGUAGGGAUUGGAAGUGCCUUGGCAGCUGGUGUAGGUGGAGCUGGUGGAGCCCCUCCACCAGCUAAACCUCAAGGUGAGCAAAGCAAGCCAACACCUCUUAUUCUUGAUGCUGAAGGAAGAACUGUAGAUAUGAGUGGAAAGGAGGUUCAUCUGACACAGCGGAUUCCCACUCUAAAGGCCAACAUACGAGCAAAGAAACGAGAGGAGUUCAAGCAACAGUUGCAGGAGAAACCUGUUGAAGAUACUGUUGAAAGUACAUUCUUUGAUAAUCGCGUCAGUAUUAGACCUUCCAUGAAAGCUAAAAGAAUGUUUAAGUUCCAUGACCAGGGCAGAUUUAUCCAGUUAGCUCAGAGGGAGAGAGCAAAGGCUAGGCUAGAGAAACUCCAAAAUGAAAUCUCCCAAGUUGCAAAGAAGACUGGCAUUUCUUCUGCAGCUAAAUUAGCACAGCUGGAGCAGCGAGACAUCAAAAGCACAACUGAUGGAUGUCCAGAAGUUGAGUGGUGGGAUGCUGUUAUUCUGAAAGGAAAUAGGUACCCAGAGGAGAAUGAAACUAUUGCUAUCAAUGAAGAUUAUAUUACAAGGCUUAUAGAACAUCCAUUAGAAAUGAAGUGCCCAUCUGAUCCAUCUAAACCAGUGACUCUUCAGGUGUUCCUGACAAAGCAAGAACGUAAAAAGUUACGUCGCAUGAACAGACGUGAAGCAUGGAAAGAAAAGCAGGAGAAGAUUCGUUUAGGAUUAGAGCCUCCACCAGAGCCAAAGGUGCGUAUGGCAAACUUGAUGCGUGUGUUAGGGACAGAAGCUGUCCUGGAUCCAACAAAAAUGGAGAAGCAUGUGAGGGAGCAGAUGGCCAAAAGACUGAAGGCUCACCAGGAUGCCAAUGCAGCAAGAAAGCUCACACCGGACCAGAGGCGGGAUAAGAAAAUCAGGAAACUCAAGGAAGAUACAACUACAGGAGUCCAUGUAUCAGUGUACAAAGUGACAGACUUUUCAAAUGGUUCCCACAAGUUUAAGGUUGAAACCAAUGCAAAACAGCUGUUCUUGACUGGUACAGUUGUAUUAUUUAAGGAUAUCAAUGUAGUUGUCGUGGAAGGAGGACCCAAACAACAAAAAAAAUACAAGAAGCUGAUGAUGGAGCGAAUUAAAUGGGCAGAAGAAUCACGUUCGAAAGAUGCUGAAUUAGAAUCAAAAUGCCAGUUGAUUUGGGAAGGGUCAGUACCUGAACGAAGCUUUGGGGAGAUGCAGUUCAAGGCUUGCCCCACAGAAUCUUUUGCAAGAGAUCAUUUUAAGAAACAUGGAGUGGAACAAUAUUGGGACUUAGCUUAUGGCAAGAAAAUCCUUGAAGAAGCAGAUGAAGGUGUCUGAGGGCUAAAGCAAUGGGAAUGUGUACAUUUAAGCAAGGGUUAUCAAUAUUUUAAUAAUCAUCAUCAUUUUGUUAUCAUAUUGUUAUUUUUGUACUUUCCUUUUUUCUCUUAUCUUAGGAAUAUCAUUAAAAAAGCUCAGGUGUUUCAUAAAGUUUUGAUGAAACCUUUCAAAUUAGGUUGAGCGUUGUUAUGCAAGCUAUUGAUUUUUUUUUUUUUUUAAUGAAUAACAUCACAGAAAUACUUCCAUGGACAAGACUUGUAUGAAUUGUUCGCCAUAUUGUUAUGAAUUGUGUGGUACACUUGACUGUGUAAGUUGAAUUUCUAUACAGAAGUGUUUUGUCUCUUCCAGCAUAAAAAACUGAUAUGAAA
Messenger RNA from Penaeus vannamei (Pacific white shrimp), 2502 nucleotides. It is a transcript of the gene Prp3, whose product is annotated as pre-mRNA processing factor 3. Lineage: Eukaryota; Metazoa; Arthropoda; Malacostraca; Decapoda; Penaeidae. Gene Ontology annotation, cellular component: U4/U6 x U5 tri-snRNP complex. Gene Ontology annotation, biological process: mRNA splicing, via spliceosome. The record is from RefSeq and is a predicted model, not a curated record.